This is a messenger RNA of Miscanthus lutarioriparius, 591 nucleotides long. The record is from the annotation of a GenBank genome assembly. NCBI's taxonomy places the organism in Eukaryota, Viridiplantae, Streptophyta, Magnoliopsida, Poales, Poaceae.
AUGGAGAAACUAGGAGUACUGACCUCAUGCUUGAAGUGCUUUAAUUUCACACUAAUGAAAAGUGAAUGGUGCUCGCACAAUCUUUACACAAAAUCUGCUGAUGUAAGAGAGCUGGGUUCCAAAGGAAAGAGAUGCAAUCCACUCUUGCUUGAUGAAUUUCAUUGGGAAAAUGAAUGGGUCAAUGAAAAUUGUGAACCAGAACCAGUUCAGGAAGGUGGUGGCGAUGCUAUGACUUGGGCUGUUGUGGAUGAGGCUAUUGGUGCAACUCAGGGUCUAGAGGGACGUAACUUGCCUAGGGCUGCUGCUACUCGUGCUGCUGUUGCUGCCCCUGUGAGGCGUACUUAUGCUAGGAACAGGAAGCGUCCAAGGAACACAGUGACUCAAGAUAUUGAUGAAGUUGAUGAUGAAGACCAAGAUCAGCAUGUAGAUUCAGCAAUAGCAAUGGAGGAGGAUGAAGAAUCUGCACCAACUGAAACUGGAGAUGGACCAACUGGAGAUGGAGAGGCUUCAAUUUUAAUGCUUCCAGUGACAAGUCAAGUCAGCAAAGAAAUGGAGUUUGGGACAGAAUAUGGACUUACGGACAUGGCGUAG